This is a messenger RNA of Lactuca virosa, 1693 nucleotides long. The record is from the annotation of a GenBank genome assembly. NCBI's taxonomy places the organism in Eukaryota, Viridiplantae, Streptophyta, Magnoliopsida, Asterales, Asteraceae.
AUGUUCGAGACCACAACCAGAAAUGUGGAAUUAGCUAGUAUCUUGAACAAGCCUAUACACGAGAAGGUUGAUCUUCUCAUAGGCCAACCUAUCGAGUCGUGGAUCACAACAUCUGAUAUUCUAAAGGGCGUCGUAUCCUUCAUAUUUGACUAUGCUGUUCUCGAACCUACGUUUUGCCCCAUGUUUGCUCAGUUGUGUUCGGAUCUCAAAAGGAAACUCCCCCCAUUUCCAUCUGAUGAGCCUGGUGGAAAAGAGAUCACAUUCGGGCGAGUGAUGUUGAAUACUUGCCAGGAGGCUUUCGAAAGUUUAGUCAGACUGAGGAAAAAAACAAGGCCGACUAUCACCGCUCCUGAUCACCAAGAGUCCGAACGUAGUUAUAGAGAUAAAGAAAGAAUAGUUAAGCAACGUGGUUUCGGAAGCAUCCGUUUGAUUGGAGAGCUUUUCAAACAGAAGAUGGUGGCUGCAUCGAUUGUUCGCCACAUUGUCCUGGAGCUUUUAGCACCCGCUAGUCCGGAGGAAGAAAAUGUGGAGGCCAUAUGCCAGUUUUUGCAAACCAUAGGCAAGCAACUUGAUGAGUGCCCAACAUCGAAGAGUAUUAACGAUAUUUACUUCUACCGACUGACAGAGAUAUUAACGAAACUACAACUCGCCCAACGGAUAAGAUUUAUUGUUCGUGAUAUUCUUGAUCUUCGCUUGAAUAAAUGGGUUCCCAUCCCGGAAGAGGAGAAGGCCAUCAGAUUUAUGGACUUCCGUCAAUAUAGUCCUGGUUUUACUUCGUCGGACAUCUAUGGAUCUCAACCACGAAAGAAACCAUUGGCGAAUCAGAGAUUUCCGCAUCCAAGAGUGGCCAGUUUCACUAUCGCUACAUAUAAUGCCCUAGUGGAUACACUUAAUGGUGUUUUCACUCCUUUUCGUUCAGAGGAAUACUUUUGGUAUCCCGUAGACUAUCAGGAGUCUAUUCGAAGUCAAUCCAAAUCUAUCAAAGUAGCUACUCUUUCCAAUGUGAAUAACGCAGAUGAAAUCAAGAGAUUAACGAUCUCUCUCUUAAACGAAUAUUUCAGUGUUCUUAUUCUUGACGAUGUUUUACAAUUCGUAGAAGAGCUAAAAUUCCCCUAUGAUUACCCGGAGUUUGUGAAGGAGGCCAUUUUACUCUUCUUAGACAGAAGCCCACCAUGUGUCGAACCCAUCGCUAAACUCCUGGACUUCCUGUUAUUGAAAAAGAUUCUGGUCAAAAGCGACUUAAGAACCGGGUGCAGAAGCUAUGCAUCGAUGUUAACAUUAGAUGAUGUCGCCAGUGAUUUACGACUAGCACCUAACGACUUUGGGGAGAUUAUGGGACAUUUGGUGUUGUCUCGUUGCAUAGAUUUUAAGGUCGUCGGAGAAGUUAUUGAUGAAAUUGAAGAUGACCACUACUUUCGACAGGCCGUGUUUGAUGGAGUGAUGAGGAUUGUUGGUUCAAGUUCUUCUGCUAAUGUCCUUUUGGCAGCACAAGCUGAUGAUGUUGCCGCAUGCAAAAGCCUCUAUUAAGUGUAUUAUCUAUAAAAUUUACCUAGUAGAUGGUAGCUCGUAAUGGUUGCCUCGUUAGAGUAUAUUAUGAUUUUACCUGGAACUCUACAGCAAUAUGCAUGUUUGUGUGAAAAGAGAAACAAUCAACUGAAUUUUUGAACUUUUUUUGAAUAUAAAUUUGGUGUGC